Messenger RNA from Hemiscyllium ocellatum (epaulette shark), 1208 nucleotides. Its product is annotated as troponin T, fast skeletal muscle isoforms-like. The coding region runs from base 1 to 855 and encodes 284 amino acids. The record is from RefSeq and is a predicted model, not a curated record. Gene Ontology annotation, cellular component: troponin complex. The transcript is spliced from 14 exons. Lineage: Eukaryota; Metazoa; Chordata; Chondrichthyes; Orectolobiformes; Hemiscylliidae. Gene Ontology annotation, molecular function: tropomyosin binding. Gene Ontology annotation, biological process: regulation of muscle contraction; sarcomere organization; muscle contraction.
AUGGGAUAUCAAGGCGCGGUCACAGGUCGCAGGGUGCUACUCCUCAAUCCUAGGUACAUUACAAUUGUGCAGAGAUGGCAGACACUGAAGCUGUCUUGGAAGAGCUGCAAAGAAGAAACACAAAAUGAAGAGGCCAAAUUGGAACAAGUAGAAGAUGCAGAAGAAGAAGAGACAAAGCCAAAGCCAAAGUUAUUCGUACCAAGCCAUGCUCCCAAAAUGCCUGAUGGUGAAAAAGUUGACUUUGAUGACAUUCAACGAAAACGUAUGGAAAAGGACCUGUUGGAACUGCAAGCUCUCAUCGAAGCCCAUUUCGAGAGGAGGAAAAAGGAGGAAGAAGAUCUUGUUGCUUUAAAAGAGAGAAUUGAGAAGCGCAGGGCAGAAAGAUCUGAGCAGCAGAGAAUCCGAGCUGAAAAGGAAAAGGAGCGGUUGAACCGAGCUGCUGAAGAAAAGGCAAGAAAAGAAGAGGAGGAACUUCGGAAAAAAGCAGAAGAGGAUAUGAAGAAAAAGAAGGUUUUGUCGAAUAUGGCACUGCAUUAUGGAGGCUACCUACAGAAGACUGAAAUCCGUCGAAGUGGCAGGAAGCAAACAGAGAGAGAAAAGAAAAAGAAGAUUCUGGCAGAUCGACGCAAACCUCUUAAUACAGAGAAUCUUAAUGAACAGAAACUCAAAGAGAAAGCGCAGGAACUGGCAGACUGGCUGCAGCAACUUGAGGGAGAGAAAUUUGAUCUAUGUGAAAAACUGAAGAGGCAGAAAUAUGAAAUCAACCUGCUGCAGAUUCGAGUUCAUGAACAGAUGGGAAAAUUCAGUACAAAAACAGCUCGUGGCAAGGGUAAGGUGGGUGGUCGUUGGAAGUAAUAAUGGAAUGGGCACAUCGACAAAGGAAGUACCAUCUUCUGAUUGUAUUCACCUUCCUACUAACCAGAGACUGGAUUUCAAGAAGCAAGAUGGUUGUUAUUGAAAUUAUUCAAAAAGGCAUGAUCAAAACAACCAGUUUGUUUUGAUGUGAAGGUUUAAAUUGAUCAUUUGCAUUAAUUAUCUAAAUAUUUCAUUAUUCAGAUAUCAAAUGGAGAUGCAUUCUGAAAAAUAUGACUUAAUUUGCUAGCACCAUGUCAACAGGAUGUAAUUCUGAGUAACUCUGAAAAUGUUAUUUUCACAUUUUUCCUCUUCCUCCACUGUUUGAAAUGUGCACAUUAAAAUAUUAAUACAAC